UUCAUUUUUAGGUCAAUUCCUUUGGUUGCCGUACACAAGUCCAGCAUCUCUAUCCGCUCCCUUCUGAGCGUGAAGCCACGUGCGGUGCGUUAUACUAGAAAACAUCUAAGAACUACUGUAGCCCGCCAGUGAUGGCGCUCGUCUGGGUUUCCUCCCCUUCUCGCUUCCUCCACAAGAACCCAAACUCAAUUCCCUUCUCCUCCCCAAUCCAUCCAUUCUCACUCUGCAUUCUCACUGUUCGAACCACCAAAACCCAUGGAGUGAGUAAAGCCAGUGGGCAGCAGGACCCUUCCCUCUUGAGAAAGCCCUUGGUCACGUCUACAUUGCCCGCUGAGGAGGCAGAGGAGAAGGGGAAGCGGGCGAAGGCGGCGGAUGGCUGGCUCGACUGGGAGGAUCAGAUUCUUGAGGACACUGUGCCCCUUGUUGGGUUUGUGAGGACGAUCCUUCAUUCUGGCAAGUACAAUAGUGGUGACAGAUUAAUCCCAGAGCAUGAGAAGAUAGUUCUGGAAAGGUUGCUAGAAUAUCACCCUGCAUUUGAGAGAAAGAUAGGUUGCGGAAUUGAUUAUAUAACUAUAGGAUUUCACCCAGAAUUUGAGAACUCACGGUGCCUUUUCAUAGUCAGGAAAGACGGAGAGUUGGUUGAUUUCUCGUAUUGGAAAUGCAUCAAAGGCUUAAUAAGGAAGAAUUACCCACUAUACGCUGAUAGUUUCAUCCUCAGACAUUUCAGAAAGCGCAGAGACUUGGACUGAUCAGGCUGUGACUUGAGGAAGCUUCCGGUAUUUUAGUAAUAUUCUAAUGAUGAUCAUUAUUUGUUUUGUUUAUGUUACUAAAGUGAUGUAUCGUUAUGCUUUUAUACUUUGAUUCUUUUUCCCCUUUUCAUUUUUCA
This is a messenger RNA of Asparagus officinalis (garden asparagus), 886 nucleotides long. Its product is annotated as protein DCL, chloroplastic. Lineage: Eukaryota; Viridiplantae; Streptophyta; Magnoliopsida; Asparagales; Asparagaceae. Gene Ontology annotation, cellular component: chloroplast. The transcript has 3 exons. Bases 132 to 749 code for a protein of 205 amino acids. Gene Ontology annotation, biological process: chloroplast rRNA processing; chloroplast organization. The record is from RefSeq and is a predicted model, not a curated record.